CCGGCACCACUCCCAGCAAUGGCCUGGGCGCCUCGUGCCAGGAGGCUGCCUCCAGCACGGGCAAGAAGCCCUGCUUCAGCACUGGUCUCGCCGAGAUUCUGCAGUUCAUGGAGCUCAUCGGAAAUCUAAAGCACACCAAACGCACUGGAUGGGUGCUGCGUGAUGUCAACGACUGUGAAUCGAUAUCGGGUCACAUGUAUCGGAUGAGCAUGCUCACAUUUCUGCUAGAUGGCAGCGAGGGACUCAACCAGAUACGGUGCAUGGAACUGGCUCUGGUGCACGACCUGGCGGAGAGUCUAGUGGGGGAUAUAACCCCAUUCUGUGGUGUGUCCAAGGAGGAAAAGAGGGCCAUGGAGUUCAAGGCUAUGGAGGAUAUAUGCAAACUGAUCGAACCCCGCGGCAAGCGCAUAAUGGAGCUCUUCGAGGAGUACGAACAUGCAGAAAGCGCUGAGAGCAGGUUCGUCAAGGAUCUGGAUCGGCUGGACAUGGUGAUGCAGGCGUUCGAGUACGAGAAACGCGACAAUUGUCUGCUGAAGCAUCAGGAGUUCUUCGACUCGACGGAGGGAAAGUUCAAUCAUCCGUUUGUUAAGAAGCUGGUAAACGAGAUCUACGAGCAGAGGAAUGUACUGGCCAAGGCAAAGGGCGCCACACCGCCGCCGGCCAUUGAAGUGCCCAAAAUGGAGUUGCCCCCUCCCAAACUGGCCAACGGGCACAACAGCUCAAGUUGAGCAUAGCAUUACUUCUAAACAAAACAGUCUUAGGCUAGCGCAUUAACACAUCCUCACACAAAACACAACAUGCUCUUAGUUUGUAAGCCAAAAAAAACCCCAAAACUAACAAACUAUUAAGCCUACCUCGACACGCUCUAACAAUUAUCACACGUAAUUUAUUGCCACAAAACCCCCAAAAAAAUAGCAGAAGAAAGGAUGGAAAGGGACUAACUAGACGACCAUCGUUCAUUUUAGACAGACACUUGUUAACCAUUAAUGAAUUCUCCCAUAGUUAAAUUUUCUUUAUGUUAAGCGUA
Molecule: messenger RNA, 1027 nt
Organism: Drosophila persimilis
Lineage: Eukaryota; Metazoa; Arthropoda; Insecta; Diptera; Drosophilidae
Product: HD domain-containing protein 2-like
Exons: 3
Coding region: 108-728 (206 amino acids)
Cellular component (GO): cytoplasm
Molecular function (GO): 5'-deoxynucleotidase activity
Source: RefSeq, a predicted model, not a curated record